Recurvomyces mirabilis is the source of this 495-nucleotide messenger RNA. RefSeq lists its product as uncharacterized. The transcript is spliced from 2 exons. Gene Ontology annotation, molecular function: oxidoreductase activity. The coding region runs from base 1 to 495 and encodes 164 amino acids. NCBI's taxonomy places the organism in Eukaryota, Fungi, Ascomycota, Dothideomycetes, Mycosphaerellales, Teratosphaeriaceae. The record is from RefSeq and is a predicted model, not a curated record.
AUGACACUCAAGAAGAUCGACCACGACUUCAAAAACGAAUCGCUAACGUACGAUGCGACACCCAACAACCAGCCUUGCAUCAAACUGAGCUUCUUCUUCAACAAGCUACCAGACGUCUCCUACGAGCAGUUCCAUCGCCACUGGGAGACGGUGCACGCCGACUUGACAAUAGCCGCACGAGACUUCAAAGCAUGCAAGAUCCAGCGCUACGUGCAAUUCCACCAGCCGCCCGAGAUGAAGGAGAAGGCGAAACAGCUGGGUCUAGAGCACAUUGCCUUCGACGGCUGCUCUGAGAUCUGGGUCCGCGAGUGGGGUGACUGGAUGGCGUUCUACAAUUCACCGGAAUAUGCUGCGGCUAUGCAACCUGAUUGCAAGCACUUCAUGGAGUUCCCUAUCCACGUAAUGGUCGGGUACGAUACCUUGAUCUUCGGUCAUGCUAUUCCUGGCGAAGGUGGAAGGGACGGUGUCACUGCCCAGACUUUGAAGACUAGAUAG